Molecule: messenger RNA, 3087 nt
Organism: Cyclospora cayetanensis
Lineage: Eukaryota; Apicomplexa; Conoidasida; Eucoccidiorida; Eimeriidae
Product: plectin
Biological process (GO): vesicle fusion
Cellular component (GO): ER to Golgi transport vesicle membrane; late endosome membrane; Golgi apparatus
Molecular function (GO): SNAP receptor activity; SNARE binding
Source: RefSeq, a predicted model, not a curated record
AUGGAGGCUACUAGAGCAGCAGCGGCAGCCACGCGGAUCGCCGCAGACAGCCGUCUAACUCGCAGCGGAACCCUCCUUGAAAGGAGCUUUCAUCCACGAGGCGGCUUCCACCAACGCCAAAACCAGCCGCUCACAGCCUCUGCCUCUCUCGAGCACCUUCAGGAGGACGAGGGGGGCCCCCGGGGGGUUGCCCGUCGCUUCUCUUCGCACAGGCGCACUUCUCCGUGCGACCUGCAGCACAAGCAGCAGCAGCAACAGCUGCUGCUAAACUUUGCUGACAAUGAAAUAGAAGAGCUAAGGCAGGCUUACAAAAAAAUUCGCAGCUCCCCGAGCAGGGGACUGGCAGCUGCAGCCACAGAAGGGCCGCAACAGCACCAACAGCAGCAGCAGGUCGAGGACGAGAGGAGAACGCGAGUCAGAGGAGUUAGCAGCAGCAGCAACAACAGUAGUAAGGAUAGAGCUCGUGGAGCAGCAUCGAGCGAUCCAUGUGCAGGUGCUUCCUUCACUCACGUUGGCGGCAAUGAAAGUAGCAGCAGCAGCAGCAGCACUACGCCGUUCGACGAGCUUCCUGCAGUAGUUGCUGCCGAUGGGGAGGAACCUCCACCGUUUGAGGCUUUGUUGCAGAGAGCGCUGCAGCAAGAAGCGGCGCGCAUCCGCAGGGGCCUCCCACCGCCUCUCGUACAGCAGCAACGGCAGCAGCAGCAGCACGAGCAGCAGCAGCAGAGUCGUCCGUUUCUCAGAAAAGGCAGCAAUCUUCAGGCCUGGAGGGCUCCCUCCGUCUGCAGAAAGCGCAAUGCAGCAUCAGCACCCUCCUCGAGCGCAGAAACACCAGACUUUCAUGGUAAGCGUCGCCUUGCAGCUGCAAGUGAUGCCUUGGCUGCAGCUUGUGCUUCCUCUGCACCAAGAUUUCGUGUGGCUGCUGCUGCCCUGCAGGGGCGGCUUUGGAGGCUGCAGCAGCAGCGCCCCGAAAGGACGAGGCAGGAGCAGCAUGCUCGAGCGCAUGCUGCCGACGGAGUAGCCGACAGAGAGGACGACGCAGCAGCAGCAGCAGCAGUGGCAGACGUCGAAAACCGACGCGCCGAGUUGGAGGCAUGUCUCUUUGAAGAGGAGGAGUCCUCUCCUGCUGGACUGACGAGAGUUCAUCGUCAUCGACAGCAGGAGUCUCAGGUGCAAGGCGUGCUGCCGCAGCUUCAAGACAAUGCAAGCGACGCGGAGGAGGCGAAAGACGGAGAAGAUGACUGGCUAGGGGCACAAAUGGAGCAGCUGCGUCUUGAUGAAGCCCCCCAAUGGGAGGCUUCCUGCCAGCCUCACGGAGCAGCAGUAGACACACCACAAAGCGAGCCGCUUCGCCGCUGCGCCGCGCAGAAGACACCCCCUCAACGGGUUCAAAAGAAGCAGCUCGUGGACCCCACUGCAGAUGUGCAAAGGGGAGCUGACACAUCCCCGUGUGAAGUUUCCCCUGCUUCGUCGAGCCUGAGGCAGACGAAGCAAUCGCAGCAGCCACAUCUUCUGCAGCGGCCACGCCUAAUUACCUUCGCCGAUGAGGUUGCCGCAAGAGGCACAGAUUCCGCCACUAACGGCGCUCCCGAUGGAGCACCCCCCACUCCAUGCGAUGAACCGCUGCAGGCUUCUGCUGCUGCGGCAGAAGAAAGCGAAAGGGAGCUCUUCAUGUCAAGGAUGGAAGUGCUCAAAACGCAAAUGGCUCGGCUGCGGGAGAGUGAAGAACGGCUAAGGAACAUCUCUGCAGAGCUGCGGCAACAGAGGGCAGAUCUCGAAGCAGAGCGUGGCCGGCUGCAUUCCACUCUGAACGACCAGCACCAGCAUGCGUUGCAAGAAAUCAGCGCUUGCAGGCAGCAGCUGCAGCAGCAGAAGAGACGAUUAGCAGCGGAGAGAGAGCGACUAAGAGAGGGCCUUGCGCAACAGCAACAGCAGCAGCAGCAGCAGCUCUUGCUGCAGAGGCAGGUGGAAGAGCUGAAGGAAGAGCUCCAAACUGUAAAAUUCCGAUAUCGUACUGCGCACAACCGUUGGGCUGCUGAGAGGCAGCAGCUCCGUCAACAGCUGCAGGAGGCGAAGGCGGAGUUGCGGCUUGCUAUUGCUUGUCGCACACCCUCGCAUGCAGGUGCAGCGGCACCAUCAUCAGGAAGAAGUCUUGCCCGGCACCCCUCUGUGUCAGGCCCCACCACCCCCCCCUCGCACCGACAGCAGCAGAAAAAACAGACGCAACGCCAGCUACACGCAGCGGCAGCAAGCUCCCCCGUGUGCCGUCGAGGCUGCAGCCUCAGCAGCACGAGCAGCCUGCGCAGCACCAGCAACUGCAGCGUCAGACGCUGGGAAGUGCAGCAACAGCAGCGGCAACAGCAGCAGCAGUCGUCUCCCGCGCUGUCUCCCUCGGCUCUGGAGGCUCCUGACUGGCAAGACGCUGCCGCAAGUUUGCUGGAUCAAGAAUUCCUAGCCGCUACAAGAGCCAGCGAACGAGCAGUCGUCUUGUCGGGAGAGGCUGCUGCUGCUGCUUCCGCUUCCGAUUUGGGGGAGGGGUCAGCAGAUCCUGUCGCUGAAAGCGUGCGGGUGCAGCAGCAGCUGUUGAUGCGAAAGCAAAGCCAGGCCUCCUUGCUACCAGCAAUGGCGUUCAUCUCUCCCACAGAUUCCUUUGGUCGCCGCAAUCCGCAGCAGCAGCUGCUAUUCGAGCAGCAGCAGAUGCUGCAGCAGCAACAACAGCAGCUCCUGCAGCAGCAGCAGCUGCUGUUGCAGCUCUCCAAAUCGCUGGCAGCAGGCGCCGACCCCACCGCCCCUGCAGCUCUCGCGGCAAGAGGGACGCAACGGAAACAGCAGCAGCAGCAGCAGCCAGGGGGGGUUUUGUCGCAGCAGCCGGAUGCCUCGCAGAGCAGCAUUUCCACACGCGAGAGCAGCACGCAUCAUCUGAGCAACAGCAUACCCUUGGAGGGCGAACCCCUGUUGCCUUCAGAGAUGCAACCGCAUCUAGGGGCCUUCCCAGCUGGAAAACAGACAGCAGAACACGCAGCAGCAGCAGCAGCUGCUGCUGCUGCUGCACCAAGUGGGGCAGCAGACAGCAAAUCCUCCAGUCGCUAA